AAAGUGACUGAUCUGACCCGACUGACAAGAUUAAAAAUGACCUCCACUAGGUUACUCUUGAAACUCCCCAAGUGGAAGAACGACUCAAUAAACAACUGCCACACAACGCCUCCAUCAGUCUCUGCAGAGUGCAAAGAUGGCCUGGAAUCACAUGCCAGUUUUGUGACCAACCCUGUGGUAGCACUGCAGUAACCUGCCAAUGGGACGUAUGGGAAGAGGAUUGCAAUCUCAAUAACAAAGAAAUUAUGAGCCCACAAUUGAUGUCUCCCAACUUAGGCAACCCGAACAGUUUCAGUUGCUGUAUUUCCCUCUAACCAGCCGCUGAUAACAGUGGGUCGUCCCCAUGGCUCUCAAAGCGGUGCUCUUACUGUUGCUAUGGGACCUCACUUUGUUUGUUCACAGUGUCACGUCUUUGUGCAACGUCAACUGCUCGACAGACUACGAAUCUUCUCUGAACUGUUCCUGCUCUGGCUCUCUGCCGACAUAUUCCGUCCUCCUCAAUGUCAUUUGCAGGGAUGAACUUCAAACCGAGGUUUAUGGCAGCUGUGAAGUCAAACCACCUCAGUCCUGGUGCAUAAUGAAACCGGAGUCAUUUGAUGAAGUUUUAUCCACUGGAACCUUUUGUAAUGCGACAGCCAGUAAACAGGGAGAUCAAGUGAAUGCCAGUGGGUUGUCCACAUGGGGACUGAGUCAAGUGGUGAAACUGUCGCCUCCUGUCAAUGUUAGUGUGACAAACAACGACGGGGUCUACAACAUCACUUGGGACCAAGUUGUGAACAGCGAAGAAGAUUGUAUCACAUACAGGGUGCGCGUGAGAGACAGCAAAGACUUGUCGAAGGAUCCAGUUCUCUCCCUUUUAAUGAAAGAGAAGAACAUUCUGUUAGACCAUAAGCAUCUGCAACCACAUGUCUUCUAUACUGUGGAUGUUCAGACCAAAAUGUGUCCUGGGAAUCUCUAUGUGGGUCCAUGGAGCGAGUGGAGCUCCACUGCACAUUGGAGGACUAGAGGAUCGUACGAAGGAGUUAAUGGACUUUGGUGGUACGUCCCUCUGUCCGUUGUUCUUGUCCUUCUCCUGUUGCUGGGUUACUUCAAAAAACCGUGGUGGCAGCAAAAACUCCAACGGAUUUUAUACAUCCCCAAGGCGGAGGAGUUUUUCAAGCCCCUCUACCUCAGCUAUGGGGGGAACUUCAAGGAGUGGGUGAAGCCUGUAUUCAACGAGUACGAUUACCUGAUGAUCAACCCACAUGCUCAGGUGAUGAGCGAGAAGCAGCACGACGUCCUUCAGUGGAACAACGAGAAACAACUCUACAGCGAGGACAACGAAGUGAGACAGGCUGGUCAUUUCCUGCACACGCUGCAGCCCCACAGCAACUCGCUGCUGUUCUUCCAGGACGGUGGCAGUUCACAGGGCACCGGUCACUCCACCGGACACAUCUCCAUCCACACUGUGACUCUAUCUGGAGAAGAAGAGUUUGAGGAGGAAGUCGGGUCACUGAGCUCCAUAAACACCCCAAGAAGUUACCAAGAUGGAGAACGCUUUGGAUCAUUUAAGGAAGACGGCAGAGAACACGCUGGUUAUGAUUUAGAGGGACCUCAGAGGCAAAGUGGGCUGUUACCACAACAUGAAAACCAAAUAUUGAAUGACUUAUCGAUGGAAAAUAUAAACUUUCCACCACGUGCCCAGCUUAAUGAACCAGAGAGGGUGUCACUCGACUCAUUCGCCUCGAACGAGCAGUCGGAAGACGGCUACCCUCACGUGGACUUGGACACUAUUGACAGUGGUUUCGGAGAGUGCGGCAGCCCUGGAGCCUCAGACUCAAACGUAGCGGAGCAGAUGCACUCUGAUUUAUUUCACGAGCACAAAAGCUUGAAUUCUAACUACGUCAAGCAGUGGAUGAUAUGUAGCACUAUUCAAGACGACUUCAGCGACUCAGAACCGGAACUCCAUGAGACACCGUGAUUAUCGCUGCAGAUUCGCUGCUACAAUCACAGUUAGUGCUGUGGGACAAUUACCUUAAAGAAAUGGUCAUUAUUGUUUUAAUUUCCAGAAAAUACACUUUUUAAAAGAAGUAAAUUGGAAGUAUCUGCUCAGCAUAAAACCCUGUAUAUUCUGUUAAUCUUGAAAUGUUUUGUUGUGCACUUUGUACGAUGUACAUAUUCAGGUUUAAAUGUUUUUAGAAACAUUUGUUAUUGUUUUGUUUUUUUUGCUUUAAAGACAGUUUAAAGAGAUGGGACACAGAGAUUUAAUCGGAGAGAGAUAUAGAUGACUUGUAUUGAGACUGGAGUGUGCCAAAAUAACAAUUAUACAUUUUGUUGUUGACUGUUAAUUAAUAAUUGACCAUUUAGAGCAGGAAAAAAGAAUCAAUUUAUUAGCAGAUCAUAAUGAAGCACUGAGGAAGUCCAUAAUUGUUAUUGUUACACUCCAGACUCCAUAGACAUGCACCAGGAGAUGAAAAUAUUGCCUUUAUUUGUGCUGCUGGAGGAUGGUUAUUGUCAUUUUUGUCACUGUAUACACAGCUUCAUAUUCUCAUGGCCGUGCACACGUCAUUAGCUUGUAUUGUAGCAUCAGCAUGCCUGCUACCUUAUCAAGAUGUCAGAUAAUGUUUGUUCUCUUAGCAAAUGCAUUUUCUCAGUAACCACUGUAACCGUCCAUCCUGUUGCAACAUUAACGUCAGAUAAAAGAGCAAACUUGGAGCAAAUGUAUCAUCUGUACACAUAAGAAAACAAUUAUUUCUAUUAGCCAACACCAAUCUGUUAUUAAUUAAUAGUUAAAAAAAAAAAAUUCAACCUCAUAAAUAAAAUCUAAGUUAACAUAGAGUGUAAGUGACCAGGAAAUAGCCUUCUGGUGUCAGAAUCUGCCCUUAUAGCAUUCUGCACAGUGGAGGUCAAACAGUGACGUUACAUAAGCAAAACACUUCUUUGAGUGGAGGGGAACUUAAAUGAUUAGGCAUUGAAGGUUAUACAAUAACAGCACUGUAGAAAAAACAUAUUAUAUGAUGAGCACAUUUUUGUCGCCUUGUUUUGUGACGUGACUUUGACUUGCGGCAUGAGAUUUAAAACAGUUGCAGCUAAUAAUUUUUGUGUUAUUUGGUUGUUUUUUGUAUAUCAGCAAUAAGGAAAAUGCAGUUUGCCAGGUUCUCACUGAAUCAUUCCCCGAACUCCAAAUGAAGAGUUCCAGAAGUCAUAUUGUCAUAUCUUAGCACUGCAGGAGAAAUAAGAAUAGAUAUAAAACACAGCCAGUCACACACAUGAACUACAAACAGCUUCAGUAAUAGUUCCAAGUUAGAAUCCAAGUUAUAAGUUUCAAUUCACCCAAUGGGAUGAAACUUAUAGUUUCAAUUCACCCGAGUCGAACAGGCCUGAGAUCUGGUCUGGUGGUGGUUUUAAAUGAGAAGAUGCGACGACUUUAGGAGAAGACAUUUGUAAACAAAAAUGAUAGAAAUCCAUUCUUGUUGCAAGUGAAGACAAGCUGACUUUUUUCAUAUAUAUAACUGCACUCUUGGUUGCAAGUCCAGACUUACUGUAGGAACUGCAGGAAGAGCUUUUUCUGCUGAACUAAGUGCAGACCUUCGUACAUGCUUAGCAGAUCAGAAACAUAGCUUUGAGCAAAUCCAUUUUGUGUUGCAAGUGAUUACUAGAAUUUUUAAAUGUAUUCUUGGCUCAAUGGGAAGCCAAUGAAGGGAUGUUUAACAUGGGAUACUGUCGAGCAGCAUUUUGGAUUAAUUGUAGAUGGUUUAGUGCUUUUUGCUGAUAUAAAAAUAUAGAUUAAUGGUAAUACAGAUGGGAUGAAAUUAAGGCAUUAAUAACAUUCUCCAGGCAGACAGAAAGGGGUUAAUUUUUCUUGAUAAUAACAACAUGAUUGAAUCGCACUUUGUACUCUCAAAGGUCACUCUCGUUCCAUUACUUUCGACUGUCAGGUUGGACGGUUAUUCAACACUUUGUAUCAUCAAGCUUUUGGGAAUAAUCAAACUACAAGAAUCAGUAGGAUUGAAAGCGUGGAUGAAGUCAUGAAGUGUCUGCAGCUCCUGUUCCUGUUCCUGUGCUGUUGCUCCAGCAUCCUAGCAGUGACCAGCGGCAUCAAAGUUGAUGGAUAUUCAUGUGUGACUGCCUAUUGGGACACAAUUACUUGUGUCUUGAACAUCACUGGUACUCCCGUAGGACAGUCCAACACCAACUACAGCCUGAAAUUCAUUGAUGAUGAUGAUGGCAACGUACGGUCCUGUCCACUUGUGGUGAUGAAUCACAGUUACAGCUGUGCCUGCAAAGUCGUGGACGACCCCGAGUGUUUAAGCUCUUUGGUUACUUAUGACAUAAAACUUUGUCAUGAAUCUGUCUGUCAUCCUGUAACAACGGAUUUUGACCCAUCAGAUCACGUUAAGCUGACACCACCGCAUCCACCUGAGAUCCAAGAAACACCAGAGACUGUCAACAUCAGUUGGGAAAGUGGGUAUGAAGGCCAUAGGUUCCUCUCCACAGUCCUUGUCUAUGAAAUUCUACUUCAAACAUCUCAAGGCACUGAGACCAAACUCAGUUCACAGAAUACCUCCUUAUUGAUACCAAGGUCAGAUCUUCAACCACAUGCUACAUAUUACAUUAAAGUGAGAUCUGAACCGAAUCACCGUGAAUAUCAAGGAACUUGGAGUAAUUGGAGUCCAUCGACAUGCUGGAAAAAUGAAGCAGGAGAAGAGGAAGAAGAUGAAGAUGAAGAUAAUACGUUUGUCAUUUUGAUCAAAUCUCUGGGCCCAGUGUGUGUGGCUGUUGGAGUCAUGCUGUUUGUGCUCUUCAGUCCCACUGUAAGAAUGAAGAUAAAAACUCUGUCCCACACACCAACGCCAGCCCCUUUCUUCCAACCUCUAUUUCAACAACAUGGAGGCAAUCUCCAGGAAUGGCUUUCACCUCAAGGCAAAUUUGUGCUAACAUACAAAACUGAAGAGAUCUUGAAAACCGAUACUGUGAUUGUUGUGCCGAAACCCGUUACAAAGUACCCAGAGGAGAACCAGGGCUUCCUCAACCCUACAGUACAACUGGCCUUAGCUCAGUGUCAAACUGCCUAUGUAGGCUUACCCGGGAUCCAUGAGGCCUCCACGCCUUUAACUAUGGUUUGUCCAGGGGAAACUUCUUACACUCAGCUCCCUUUCCCUGUCUGGGAUGUUGGCAUUAAGGAGGUAGAAGUCGUCUCUGCUCCACCUAAAGAUGUCUUCAACAUCAGCAGUGUAGACUCUGGCUGCAGCUUUGAGGAUCUGACCCAAAGCCCAGACUACAGUUUACCAAACAGUCCUGUUGAUGACAGUCAACCACCAUGUUUCUGUGCUGAUUACUGCAUCCUCAACAAAACAGCAGGAGGGUUUGCUCCUGUUUUAGCGUAUAAAGGAAGCAGCGUAAAUGUUCCAUCUGAUUCCCUGCAAGAGGAAUAAGAAAUGGUCCUGUCAGUUGGUUUGGAGGGAAUUGAAAUUCACUAAUCACAAUGACUGUAUAUUAAAUGGCAGGGAAUGGUGUGGUGGAAAUUCCCAAUAUACUAAUACUAUCUAUCUAUGUCCCGAGAUGACUCUCAAUGAGCGUUGAAAUAAUGAUCAAAUGACAAAUGAAUGUCAUUGAUGUAUUUUAUUUCUUGCAAGAAAGAGGCAGAGGUUUACAGUAUCACAGGGAGCCUGCAAAGCAAUGCACUGAAGAGUAAGGCUGCUCACCCCUGGUAUAUAUACAGGAAAAACCACAAAGACGGGGUGACCAGGGUUAUAAAUCAGUGUCUGCAGGCUCAGUUCUGAAUUAGUAUCUCCUGAUGAAAAAGACCAAAUAGGGAAGAAGGUCAAUAGGUGAUAGAAGAAGGAAUAGGGGGGGAAGCUAAAAGGAGAGCGAACAGGUGGAGAGAGAUAUGUCAAAAGGCAUAACACCUAAUAAGGUUCCCGGCCUUUUGAGUCAGACCAAUGGUCAUAAGCAGGCUUGCAUUCUUUCAUAAUGUAUGUUAUGUGUUCAAACUAGCAAUUUAGCCAGUGCAGGUUUUGUGUGUUUUUAUGGUUUGAAUUCCCUGCAAUGAACCAUUCCAAUGCACCUGCUCAUGUCUCUUUCCAUGAAGCAAACAUAAACACGGCUUGAGUCUUGGCUAACUUGCUUAUGUUACACUUGAAUUACAAUGUAAUGACUUGAAUGCAAUUUUCCCAUUAUCUUUUUAUGAUUUUUUUUUUAAUGCAUAGCUAAUCAUUAUCUUUUUGCUUGUGUCUGUACUUUGCUUUUACCUUUAAUGAAGAUAAACUUCAUACAUAAUGCCUGUGUGAGGCCAGUUGCUCCUAAAUAUCAAAUGCUCACCAUAUACAGUAUUUCCCCAAGGGGAUCAAUAAAGAAUAAUUUCUAAAUGAA
Anoplopoma fimbria (sablefish) is the source of this 6351-nucleotide messenger RNA. It is a transcript of the gene il21r.1, whose product is annotated as interleukin 21 receptor, tandem duplicate 1. The record is from RefSeq and is a predicted model, not a curated record. Lineage: Eukaryota; Metazoa; Chordata; Actinopteri; Perciformes; Anoplopomatidae. The transcript has 20 exons. Gene Ontology annotation, biological process: immunoglobulin mediated immune response; cytokine-mediated signaling pathway. Gene Ontology annotation, molecular function: protein binding; cytokine receptor activity. The coding region runs from base 344 to 1960 and encodes 538 amino acids. Gene Ontology annotation, cellular component: external side of plasma membrane.